Molecule: messenger RNA, 1686 nt
Organism: Phodopus roborovskii (desert hamster)
Lineage: Eukaryota; Metazoa; Chordata; Mammalia; Rodentia; Cricetidae
Gene: Rab19
Product: RAB19, member RAS oncogene family
Exons: 4
Coding region: 110-763 (217 amino acids)
Cellular component (GO): trans-Golgi network
Molecular function (GO): GTP binding; GTPase activity
Source: RefSeq, a predicted model, not a curated record
AGGCAGGAGGAAGAAGAGCACCGAGGGCUGCAAAGGAAACCAGGAGAAAAGGCAAACAGUAUCUGCUCGCCAGCCAGCAAGGUGAGGGAGGGGACAGGAAGCCGGAGCCAUGCAGUUCUCCAGCUCAGCCAGAGCAGCAGAUGAGAACGUGGACUACUUGUUCAAGGUCAUCCUUAUCGGAGACUCCAAUGUGGGGAAAACGUGCGUGGUACAGCAUUUCAAAUCCGGGGUCUACAGCGAGUCACAGCAGAACACCAUUGGCGUAGACUUCACAGUACGCUCCCUCGAGAUAGACGGCAAGAAAGUGAAGAUGCAGGUGUGGGACACCGCGGGUCAGGAGCGCUUCCGCACCAUCACCCAAAGCUACUACCGAAGCGCCCACGCAGCCAUCAUCGCCUAUGACCUCACACGCCGGUCCACAUUUGAGUCUGUCCCUCACUGGAUUCAUGAGAUAGAAAAAUACGGAGCCGCUAACCUGGUCAUCAUGCUGAUAGGAAACAAAUCGGACCUGUGGGAGAAUCGGUGUGUCCUGUUUGAGGACGCCUGCACGCUGGCUGAGAAGUAUGGCCUCCUGGCUGUCUUGGAGACCUCCGCCAAGGAGUCCAGGAACAUAGAUGAAGUCUUCGUGCUCAUGGCGAAGGAGUUAAUUGCCCGAAACAGUCUGCACCUGUACGGGGAGAGCAUCCAGCAUGGCUUCUCCCAGGAUUCCAGCCCAAUUCUUGUGGCCCAGGGCCCCAGGGAGAAUGCCCGCUGUACUUGCUGAACACGUGCGGAAGGCCAGCACAAACGCCAGGGUGUCCGGGUACCAGUGUCUCCAGGUAGCUUUGCAGGCAGAGCCUUAUUCCUGGCCUGGAUGGGCAGCACAGACUCUGAGGAAAGGGGAUGCCACUGUCCUCAAGGACUGCUAAUGAAAUGAGGACCUCAGGCCUUGGGGGAGGAGGGUUAGGAUGAAUUUUCCCCAUCCUGGUCUCUGUCUCCCCAAUUGUUUUGUAGUGGAGUUUGCUUCUCUGUUGUUCAAAGACAGUAGUGACAGGAAGAACAGGAAUAUGCCGAAAGGAUAUUAGAACAUUCUAGAUUUGGAAACAGCCCAGGACCGGGUAGGGGAAGGUCUGUAAUGAAAAGCCAGACUGCUUCCUGAUAGUCAAAUGUCUUCUUCCCACGGAGCAAGAGCUGUUGGCUAAAAGCCAGAAAUGCCAUCUUGCCAAUUGGUCAGGAACCAGGAGGCAGAUGGAACUGGCCCCUUCCCUGUCCAUCUGUUUGAGCAUGGAGGUGGAAGAGAUGCUUACCAUGAACUCCUAAAGCACCAAAUUACCGACUACACAGAAGUCACUUCUCAAUUGGGAUUAAAUUGUUGCUGAGCAGUGGUGGUGCACACCUUUAAUUACAACACUCAGGAGACAGAGGCAGGUGGAUCUCUGUGAGUUUGAGGCCAGCCUGGUCUAUAGAGCGAGUUCCAGGACAGCCAGGGCUACACAGGGAAACCCUGUCUCAAAAAGCCAACACAAAAGUUUUUCUAAUUGUUCUAUAGAUGAGUUGUAAACAAGCGUUGUGUUGCCUCCCAUACUAUGUGGUGGAGUAGCCCUCAGUUUCAGAACUACAAUCAGAGGGUUCGGGUGUAGCGCAGUGUUAGAGCACUUGGUGAGCCAGUAUAAUGUCCUAGCUUCAAUCCCCGACACUGCAAAAACA